This is a messenger RNA of Rotaria sordida, 1569 nucleotides long. Lineage: Eukaryota; Metazoa; Rotifera; Eurotatoria; Philodinida; Philodinidae. The record is from the annotation of a GenBank genome assembly.
AUGUUUUUGACUACCUUACUAUGUUCGAUUCCAAUAAUAAUCAGUACAAUUUAUUUGUACAUCAAAUGGAAAUACUAUACUCUACGUGGUCCAGUUCCUGGUCUAAAACCUGAAUUAUUAUUUGGUAAUCUUCGUCAACUCGGAAUUAUUGGACCAAAUCGUCAAUUAAUUGAUACCUAUGAUCGUGCUGCUGAGAAAUUGCAAAAACAAUUUGGAGAUAUAUUUCAAUUUUGGAUGGGUACAUUUCAUUCUUAUGUAUUUUGUCGACCAGAACAUGCUGCACAAAUUUAUGAAGAUCGUCAUAUAUUUGAUCGUGGUGAAAUACAUAAAGAAACAUUUGGAUUACUCGGUGAAAAUAUUUUUAUUGCACUUAAAGGUCUAAAAUACAAACGACAUGCUAAAGCAAUUUUACCUAUGUUAAAAAGAAAUAAAUUUAUAUCACAAAUAUCGAAUAUUAUCGGAUGUGUCGAUCAAUUAAUUCAAAUUUGGAAAAUUCGAUAUGAGAAUAAAGAUGACGUUAUAUGUACAUGUAUAUGGAGUGAUAAUCAACAUAUGAUGUUGGAUAUGUUCACAUUUUUAACAUUUGAUUAUGAUUUGGGCAAUUUAAAGUAUUUAGCUAAAGUAGCAACAGACGUCACUUCAAACGAAAAAUAUCAACCAUCCGAUUUCGGUCGAGCAUUAUUAAUAUGGACUGAUAGAGUCAAACUGGUCACAAGCAAUGGUAUGCCACUCAUUGUCAACUAUUAUCUAUUGAAAUUUGAUCGAAAAUAUCAAAAUGCAUUGAAAAUAAUUGAUAAUCAUGUAGAACAAAUUAUUAAAAAAUAUCAAAUGGAAAUGAAUCCAAAUGAUAAAUCUGUCAAUCUUGUUUCAUCAUUAGUAUCCUCAUUACAAAAAGAUGAAUCAUUAGAAAGAACAAAAAGUGAAGCUGAAAAAAGAGGAAUUACAAAAAAAGAAUUAUCCGAUGAAGUAUUAGCAAUGAUUCUCGGUGGUUUUGAUACGACAUCAAGUAUUCUAUCAUGGUUUAUAUAUUUUGUAAGUAAACAUCCAGAAGUUCAACAAAAAAUGAAAGAGGAAUUAAAACAACAUAAUAUUACACAAGAUACAUCAUUAAAUGAUUUACAUUUACUCGAUAAAUGUGUAUAUAUUGAUUGUGUCAUCAAAGAAACAUUGCGAAUGGUACCGCUUCUCGUCGGUUCGUUUCGAACAGUUACCGAAGAUGUUACUGUUGAUGGAGUCCAUAUUCGUAAAGGAGAAACAGUUCUUUCAGCGUUCUCUUUGAUGCAACGUGAUCCAAGAUAUUGGAAAUUAGAUCCUACACAAUUUAUUCCUGAGAGAUUUUUUGGUCCAGAUGCUCCUGAUGCCAAUCAUCAUCCGUGGGCGUUUGCAGCAUUUGGUGGUGGUCAUCGUACUUGUAUUGGACAAGACUUAGCACGAUUAGAAUUAAAGUUAAUCGUUGUUCGUUUUAUGUCAUUCGUUACUUUUAUUGAUGCACCUGGAAAUAACGGUGGCCGUUGUCAAGGAAUGGUCGUUACACCGAAAGAAGUCGCUGUUUAUAUCAAAUUCGAUUAA